Chelonia mydas (Green sea turtle) is the source of this 3242-nucleotide messenger RNA. It is a transcript of the gene KMO, whose product is annotated as kynurenine 3-monooxygenase. The record is from RefSeq and is a predicted model, not a curated record. The coding region runs from base 147 to 1577 and encodes 476 amino acids. Gene Ontology annotation, molecular function: kynurenine 3-monooxygenase activity; NAD(P)H oxidase H2O2-forming activity; FAD binding. NCBI's taxonomy places the organism in Eukaryota, Metazoa, Chordata, Testudines, Cheloniidae. Gene Ontology annotation, biological process: L-tryptophan catabolic process; quinolinate biosynthetic process; NAD+ metabolic process. The transcript has 15 exons. Gene Ontology annotation, cellular component: mitochondrial outer membrane.
GAGCAUGACUAGACUGCCUGCUUCCCCUCCCCUCUCUUUGCUCUCUGGCAAAUGCAGCCUGGCUGUGUAACAGCGUGAGCAGCGUCACUAGUCUCUCAGGGGACAGAAGACCACAAAAACCAUGCUGCAGUGAGAUUGUUGCAGUCAUGAACUCCACUGACACUCAGAAGGGGAAAGUAGCCAUUGUUGGAGGUGGUCUGGUGGGUGCUUUAAAUGUCUGUUUCUUUGCAAGAAGAGGGUUCCAAGUUGAUAUGUAUGAAGCCAGAGAAGAUAUCCGCGUCGCCAGAGCUGCUCGGGGCAGGAGCAUUAACUUGGCGCUGUCUCACAGAGGACGCCAAGCCCUCAAGGCCAUUGGGAUGGAAGAGCAGAUUGUGGCCAAAGGCAUCCCCAUGCGGGCCAGGAGGAUACACACGCCCUCGGGAAAAACAUAUUCCAUCCCCUAUGGAACAAAGAGCCAGUACAUUCUCUCUGUGGACAGAGCAAAUUUAAACAAAGAGCUGCUAACAGCUGCUGAGAAGUACCCCAACGCUAAGUUGUACUUUGGACACAAGCUGCUCCGCUGCCACAUUGAAUCAGGGCUAUUAACCUUACAAGGACCUGACCAAACACCCAUGGAAGUCACCUGUGACCUCAUUGUGGGAUGUGAUGGAGCCUUUUCUACAGUCAGAAAGCCGUUCAUGCGGCAAACAUGCUUUAACUACAGCCAUGUGUACAUUCCUCAUGGGUACAUGGAGUUGACCAUCCCACCCAAGGAUGGGGACUUUGCCAUGGAAGAGAAUUACCUUCACAUCUGGCCCAGGAACACCUUCAUGAUGAUUGCGCUGCCUAACCUGGAUAAGUCGUUCACCUGCACGCUCUUCAUGCCCUUCGAGGAUUUUGAACGGCUCACGACAGGUGAUCAAGUGCUGGAUUUCUUCCAAACCUACUUCCCGGAUUCAAUUCCCCUCAUAGGAGCGCAAGAGCUGCAGCGUGAUUACUUUUUGCUGCCACCCCAGGCCAUGAUCUCUGUGAAGUGCUCUUCAUACCACGUCACCUCCCGGUGUGUGCUGAUGGGAGACGCCGCCCACGCCAUGGUACCAUUCUAUGGGCAAGGCAUGAACGCUGGAUUUGAAGACUGCCUGGUCUUCGAUGAGUUAAUGGACCAAUUCCACAAUGAUCUCAGUGCCUGCCUGCCCAAGUUCUCCCAGCUGCGAGUGCCCGACGACCAUGCCAUUUCCGAUCUAGCCAUGUACAACUACAUAGAGAUGCGCGCACAUGUUAAUUCCAAGUGGUUCAUUUUCCGCAAGUACGUGGACAACUUUCUUCACCGGCUCAUGCCCUCCACCGUUAUCCCGUUAUACACAAUGGUCACGUUCACUAGAAUCCGCUACCAUGAGGCGCUGCAGCGCUGGAAAUGGCAGAACAAGGUGAUUAAUAAAGGACUCUUCAUAAUCGGGGCAGCAGCAGGCCUGGGUGGCAGCUACCUGCUCAUAAAGUGGGCAUCCCGUAAGUCAGACUCCUGCACAGAAAAGCUGUGGAGCUGGAUACUUCGCCUCAAGGAAACUGGAAGUGUCCCACCGGGAACACGACUGGCAUAAACGCCAGGGGAGCGGUGGAGGGGACACCUGGCAAAGGCCUAGGCUGCAAACUCAGAGAGGCGACUAGUGGGAGGGACACAAAGGGGGCACCAGCUAAAGGGGGGCACGUAACCUCCCCAAAUGACUCCCACAAGUGACUCGUCCCUGCUCCCCACAUGAUCCCCCCAUAUGACUCGUCCCUGCCUUACCCCCAGCCCAGAGGCCCUGCAAUCUCCCCAUCUCCUCCCAUCCCACGUUACCUGGCAGGGAGGGGGACUCUGCUCCAGUCCCCCUGGCAUGUGUGGAGCCACUAACGCACUCUCCCAGGGGCAGCCUCCGGCCACGCUGCCUGCCGGGGACACGGCCCGUGGUGCGGCACACAGCGGCUGCUCUCCCAGGGGCAGCCUCCGGCCACGCUGCCUGCCGGGGACACUGCCCGUGGUGCGGCACACAGCGGCUGCUCUCCCGGGGCAGCCUCCGGCCACGCUGCCUGCCGGGGACACUGCCCGUGGUGCAGCACACAGCGGCUGCUCUCUGUGGGCUGUCCCACACCAGGCAGCGUGGCUGGAAGAGGAGGCUGGAAGAGGAGAGGCUCUGGCCCUGCCUCUUCCCUUCCAGCUCUGGCCCUGCCCCUUCAUCUCCCCGGCUGCCGGUCUUGCCCCCCUCCCCAGAGUUUUGGGGAGGGUCAUGUGACCCUUCUCCCUCACCCACGAGUCGCCAUAGGCUGUGCAGAGUGCUUUGAGAUCCUUCCAAGGCGCCACACAUUGGUACUUGUCUGAUGAGAGCUGCCUUGCCGCUUUGAAAUGCGGCUGCACCUCACAACCUGCAUCCCUGCUUCCUAGCCACUCGCUAGCCCGGUGCUCCCCUCCUGGGCCUGAACACUGCCGCUGGGUUGGCCUCUGGGGAGUUGCUUGUCACCCACCAGCCUGUUGAUUUCGGGCUGAAGCCGAGAUUUCGCCAGGGGUCCCCGUUGGCUGUGUUUGUAACCACGAAGCGGGAGCCAUGCUUGUUAUUUUGAAGCUGAAAACGCUGGUCGACAAGUGUGGACAGUUCCACAGCAUCUGUGCCUGGAGCAAAUGGACCAAGUGUCAGGAAGUCGCUGUCUGGCAGGAUGUUCCCAAAUGAACCUCAUCAGACUUGGACUUCAGUGCAGUCACGCUCACUGCAAGCCAUGUGUCUCCACGGGGAGGCUGCUGGCCACUCGGGAUGGGACCAAACUCCCAUUAGGACUUUCUGCAGAGAAAGCUCCUCCAUGGUUUUCAAACGGGCGCUUACCGGGUCUCCUGGUAAGAUUGAAAGGCAGUCUGCAGGGAGGCAGCUCCCUGAUCAGAGAUCACUGUUGCUGAAACAGUUCAGUUCUGGUUCCCUCUGGAAAGUUUUACUGCUAUUGAGUUUGUUCAGGACUCAAGGAUUUCCCUGCAACCCCAUCCCUCUGUUUGGAAGGAGGAGCGCUAGGAUACACCCACCUAGGGUUCGCCUUGAUUCAGCAAGAGCCUUGGGCAUGUGGCUAACUCUAGGCAAAGUGGAGAGCCCCACUGAGUUCAGUGGGGUUACUCGUGUGCCUAAAGCCAGACACUGGCUGAAAUGAGGCCUAAGCGCUCAUGUAACACAAGGGAUUUUUAAUCCGUGAACUCCUGUUAUUUUGUCAUCCUUGUCUACCCAAAUAAAAGCUGUUUGAAACCAAAA